This is a messenger RNA of Nannospalax galili (Upper Galilee mountains blind mole rat), 2580 nucleotides long. RefSeq names its product phosphomannomutase 2 (gene Pmm2). The coding region runs from base 317 to 976 and encodes 219 amino acids. Gene Ontology annotation, cellular component: cytosol. Gene Ontology annotation, biological process: GDP-mannose biosynthetic process; mannose metabolic process; protein N-linked glycosylation. The transcript has 8 exons. Lineage: Eukaryota; Metazoa; Chordata; Mammalia; Rodentia; Spalacidae. The record is from RefSeq and is a predicted model, not a curated record. Gene Ontology annotation, molecular function: phosphomannomutase activity.
CAGGAGGCUCGCGGGGCCUAAGGAGCGGGUGCUGCUCCGGUAACGACCUGCCGGGGACUGGAGUCCGGGUCCCAAGCUGGGCGCACAGGACCGGGGGCCAAAAUUCUUUUCCGAACAGGAACCUUAGGUUCAGGGUCAGAAAGUGCAAGUUUGAACUUCCCCGCGGGUCCUACAGACUGCUGAUCCGGGUUGGACAGGCCCCUUGACUUUCUGUGUGACCUCCCCAGCCUUGUCACCUGAGAUCUCUGCGGCCCAGCAUAUGAAAGACAGGUUUCCAGCUGUCUGACCUUAAGCAAGCCAGAAAAUUACAAAAGAAAUGGAAGACUUUCUACAAAAAUUGAGGCAGAAGACAAAAAUUGGAGUGGUAGGAGGGUCAGACUUUGAGAAAGUACAAGAACAGCUGGGAAGUGACGUGGUUGAGAAAUAUGAUUAUGUGUUUCCAGAAAAUGGUUUGGUAGCAUACAAAGAUGGGAAACUCUUAUCUAAACAGAAUAUUCAAGGUCAUCUGGGUGAGGCGGUGAUCCAAGACCUAAUCAACUACUGCCUGAGCUACAUUGCAAAAAUUAAACUCCCGAAGAAAAGGGGCACUUUCAUUGAAUUCCGAAAUGGCAUGUUGAACGUGUCCCCUGUCGGAAGAAGCUGCAGCCAAGAAGAACGAAUUGAGUUCUACGAGCUCGAUAAAAAAGAAAAUAUAAGAGAAAAAUUCAUAGCGGACCUGAGGAAGGAAUUCGCAGGGAAAGGCCUCACGUUCUCCAUAGGUGGCCAGAUCAGCUUUGACGUCUUUCCUGACGGAUGGGACAAACGGUAUUGCUUGAAACAUGUGGAACAUGAUGGUUACAAGAUCAUUUAUUUCUUUGGAGAUAAAACCAUGCCGGGGGGCAAUGAUCACGAGAUCUUCACAGACCCCAGAACGGUGGGCUACACGGUGACCACACCUGAGGACACACGCAGGAUCUGUGAAGAGAUCUUCCCUUAACACCAGAGGGAAGGGGUCCUGGCCAACAAGACUGAAAGGUCACUUGGGGUCACUUGGGGCGAGAGCUGGAGUCCUCACAUGUACACAGCCCCCAGCCUCGGGCCUGGCUGCUCUCAUGAGUCUAGUCACCUAAGGUCUGGAGGUCAGCUUAAUGGGCAUACCAGUAGGCCAUGCCUCCACCUCCAUCUAGUGUCAGCAGCAGCCCCAAAGGAAAGGAGACAUCAAAAAUGGCUGUGGCUUAUUCCUAUAAUCUCUGCUUAUGAAGCUGAGGCAGGAGGAUGCCACAAGUUGAAGGCCAGCCUAGACUACAGAAUGAGACCUUGUCUCGAAAACAAAAGCAUGGUGGCUGGGGGCGUAGCCCACAGAGUAUUUGCCUAGCAUGGGUGAAGCCUUGGCUUGGAUCCCAACCUAGGAUUAGGUACCUCAUAAGAAUAACUUCUAAGAAAAGACUACCCUUUCCCCAGCCCAUGGUCUGAGAGCUGCCUGCUAGGGUACAUGGUUGGGUUUUUAGUUUGAUUGAUUUUUGAAACUUCUCCAUCAUCUUGGACUGAUAGAAGAAACUAGAAUGUGCCUGGGCCCCUUACCCUUCAUGGCUCUUGUCAAAAGGGGGAGGAGUGUGUUGUUACUUUUUGUUUUUUUGAGACAGGGUAUCAAUUUUGUGCCCUGGCUAUCCCAGAACUUCCUAUGUAAACCAGGCCGACCUUGAGCUCAGGACCCUCCUGCCUUUGCCUUCCAAAUGCUGGGAUUCCAUGCAGCAACAUACCCAGCUAGGGUUUUGUGAAAAAUCUGACAGCUGUUAAUGUUCAGACCUGUCAGUCACCCCCAAAACAUGGAAUCUGGUGAUGGGAAAGAACAGGCCAUCCAUGGUUACCCACCUGGAACUAACUGGAAGACGGACUUCUGUGAUGCACUGAGUCUACAGUCUGCAGUGGAGCUGGAACAUGAACUAGGGGCAACGUUCUGCCAAAGGGCUGGUGCUUUGUUUUCCAGCUUCCUGUUUGUCAGCCACAGCCCCCAAUGUGGCCUGACAGAUGGUUAACCAAGUGACUGCUGAUCCCAGUUUGCACCUCAGCUGGCCUGGAAUUUGGGCUGGCUCUGUCCACUGACCUGCAAGGUCCUGCCUGCAGUCCUGCUUCCCCCAAGCUGACUGGUCCAGGUACAGACCCAGUUCCUCCCACAUCAGUGAAACCCUAAUGGCCACAGCAACAGGUGCUCCCAUCCUUUCUGUCUCUUCUAGGCCUGGACUGUGUCAAGCCUCACCCUUCAGGGAGAGCUUUUCAGCAUAUAGAAAUGGUUCCACAGCCCCGGCGCUGCAGCUUGGUGCUGGGUCCAUGGCUUCAGUGGGAAAUACCCACAGAUCUGGGGCAGGAGCCCCUGCUGUUCCAUGCUCACCUCCAGCCACUACUGUGUGUGCCCACCACAGGCAGGCCCACCCUCCCCCUUGGCGCCCACACUGGCAUCUGCUGCCAACCCCUUCACCUUCGUCCACCCACCACAUGAGUGCCAGGACCCACAUCCUGUGGCAUCUGUCCUUGUUGGAUUUUGCAGUUUUGCUGUUAAUCCCUUAACAGUGAAGCACAUUAAAGGGACUAUACGGUUUCCCA